CAAACCUGUCUGCCUACUGGAUAACGAGCACCCUGGGGCAGCACAUUUCUUUCUUCCCAUUUAUCCUGCAACAAACAAUACAGAUAUUAUAACACAAUCACAGUACACGAAUAUAGGAACAUUCCAGAUGAAGCAGCCAAUUAGAGACCUCCUGAAGAGACUGGGUUCAAAGCGAGCCCAGAUAAUUGGAUGGAGAUACAUGUGGGCCAUGUUAACACAGAAAGGUGCCAAGAUGUUUGGAGAGUCCUACAGCAAGAGUACUGAGUUCAACACCUGGGGAGCUCCUGUAGUGCUUCGUACAGAAAUACCGCUCAUGCCCAUUGAAGAAAGUGGGUGUGAUUGGGCAGACAGAAGAGAAUUUUUUAAUCAUAUUGAGGGUUAUGGCAGUGUCUGCAGCUCCAUGGAUCCUGCGCCAUUGUUGUUUAACCCUGAACCAGACUGGGAGCAGAGAGACAUAUGCGGUUUAGUUUAAAAUACAUGUGCACUCUUUGUGAAUGCGUGACAGAGAUGGCAGCACUGUAUGGCACACAGAACUCUAGUAGUGGUGGGAAGAGUGAGGAGCCUUUUUGAUACCUAAAAUGGCGACGUUUUUUUUACAAGAACAGCGAGUAAUCGUUCGUUUUCUCCACUUGUGUGGUGCGACACCCAUGAUGUUCUGUCAAGUUUGGUACAGUCACAUAAUUCAAGCAUUCCUUGAAAUGCAGUUGAAACUACCUCCUCAGCCAGGACAUAUAUGUAUAUCUCUAGUUGCAUAAAUAAAUGUAACGGAUAUUUUAACUAUAAUUAUCACAUAGGAGAAUAUGACUUCAAGUUUGAAAUUAUUGGUAUGAUAUCAUUAUAACAUUGUUUGUUAUUCUUUGUACCAGUCUUUAUUUUCACUCUGUAUAGUACAAGAUUCUCUGUAAAAUAUCUUUUUGGGGUGCAGGAAACAUAAGCUUACAAAAGAAAUGUCCUGUGUGAACAGUAAGGUCUCCAGUAUAGUGUUCCUGUUGAUAAUCCUACAUAGGUUACACAAUUUAGUACCAAAUUUCAAAAAAGCAAAAAUGUAUUUGUGUCUCUAAAUCAUGUUGAGCAUAAUAAUGAUGUACAAUCAAAGAUAUUCUACUUUAGAGAAGUUAUAUCAGUUCACUGUAGAAUUAAAAUUAUAGUGAGGAAGUUAGGUAAUGAAUUUUCUUUAGGUUUUCUUAUGAUAAAUGUU
Cryptotermes secundus is the source of this 1198-nucleotide messenger RNA. Its product is annotated as protein O-linked-mannose beta-1,2-N-acetylglucosaminyltransferase 1-like. Gene Ontology annotation, biological process: protein O-linked glycosylation via N-acetylgalactosamine. Gene Ontology annotation, cellular component: Golgi membrane. The record is from RefSeq and is a predicted model, not a curated record. The transcript is spliced from 4 exons. Lineage: Eukaryota; Metazoa; Arthropoda; Insecta; Blattodea; Kalotermitidae. The coding region runs from base 128 to 472 and encodes 114 amino acids. Gene Ontology annotation, molecular function: beta-1,3-galactosyl-O-glycosyl-glycoprotein beta-1,3-N-acetylglucosaminyltransferase activity.